GCAUGCGCGGCUGAGUUGCGGGACCACCACCUACUGCGUCACCGCGCCGGAACCGGAACUCUUCCACUGACAAGAUUGAGCAGGGAAAUAGUGGAAGAGUUUGUAGUUGUUUCCGAUACACCGAGCUGCCAGCCUCGGUUGAGUCUGUAGCGCUAUGGCGGCCUCGGGUCUUCCGCCGUUGCCCCCGCAGUUCAAACCCAUCCAGCACUUCCUGAGAACCGCGCAGGAGCUCGAGAAGCGGGAGCCUGUGGUGGCCUAUUAUUGUCGUUUAUAUGCUAUGCAGACAGGUAUGAAGACUGAUAGUAAAAACCCAGAGUGUCGCAAAUUUUUAUGCAAGCUCAUGGAUCAUCUUGAAGCUAUGAAGAAGCAGUUGGGUGAUAAUGAAGCUAUUACUCAGGAAAUAGUUGGCUGUGCCCAUGUGGAGAAUUAUGCAUUGAAAAUGUUUCUUUAUGCAGAUAACGAAGAUCGAGCUGGGCGAUUUCACAAAAAUAUGAUUAAGUCUUUUUAUACUGCAAGUCUUCUAAUAGAUGUCCUGACUGUGUUUGGAGAACUAACAGAUGAGAAUGUUCAACACAGAAAAUAUGCCAGAUGGAAGGCAACAUAUAUUCAUAACUGUCUAAAGAAUGGAGAGACACCACUAUCCGGGCCCAUUGGAAUGGAAGGGGAAUUCUGUGAUGAUCAAAAUGAAGAAGAUGGCUCCCCUGCACUACCCAAUCAAGAAUCACAACCAUCCUCAUCUACAUAUGAAUCAAGCAAUGUGCCUGCAAGCAGUUACACUGGCAUACAUAUCCCACCAGGUGCUCAUGCUCCAGCCAACACUCCUGCUGAAGUGCCUCAUAACACAAGUGUGACAAGCAGUACUCUUCAACCCACUCCUCAAAAUAUUCCCAUAGUAGAUCCUUCACUUUAUAAUGUCCAACCUUCAGGGGAAAUUCGUUUGACUCCAGAAGACUUUGCCAGGGCUCAGAAAUAUUGCAAAUAUGCUGGCAGUGCUUUGCAGUAUGAAGAUGUGAGCACUGCUGUACAGAAUCUGCAGAAAGCCCUCAAGCUACUCACUACAGGCAGAGAAUGAUCCCAUUGUCCACCCGAUUCAUGACUUGCGCCUAAAGAACUAACAGUCCAUUACUCUUAACUUCAGCCUGUCAGGGAAACAUGGUUGUACAAAAGCUUUUGAUUUCUGUGACAAGAAAACAAACUCUGUAUCUCUAUCAAAUUCUUUCUGUAGUCUGGGCUAGAGAGUCUUUUGGCAGAGGAAUAAGAACCAUCUGGCUAUAGUGGUUUGAACUCAAAAUGCCAUUCCUAGGCAGUUCUGGGCCAGUGCUCCAGAUGGCUCCAACACUGAUGCUGUUUGUGAAAACAUGUUUAAUGUUUACAUCUUGAAAAACAAGCGGACAAGCUUUGUGUUAAUGUGUAUUUGGAAUUUCUCACACGUAUUGGGUUGUUUUGGAAACACAAUUUGUUUUUAUGUGUAGAAUUCAAUAAUGCAGAGAGAGAGAUUAUGAUAUGGCAAGGGGAGGCUUCCCACCUCCCUUCUAACUUGUCAAAUCAAUUUGGAAACACAGGAAUUUUUCAAGAUACAUCAAACAAACCAUUUUAAUGGUUCCCAGUUCUAGCAAUAAUCAAAGCUGCAUGGUUGUGUUACUUUCCUUGUUUUUCUUUGCAUGGUUCAUUUCAUUUUUUAGUACAAAAGGAAUCGGCACAUCCCAAAAGAAGAUACCCUGACCUUUGAGAGCAUUUUCAUUUAGUUCUAAACCUUAGAAAGAUACCAUGGCAUAUCUAGACUUUGAUGUUGAGAAGUUUUGGUGGUAUUUUUAUUUACAUCUAGUGCUCAUCUCUGGUAAGGUUGCUACACAAAUUUUAAAAUUUAAUCUAAUCCUUGGCCCUGGACUGUAGACCCCAUUAAAGAAUUGGACCCUUGAUAUGUAGUGUGGAAUUAUUAAUCUAAUGUUAAAGUGGAUCUGUUCUGUUUAACAAUGAAUUAACAUAAUUCAGUUUUAGAAGUGAAUAGAAUAAAGUUUUCCUGAAUGACA
Molecule: messenger RNA, 2030 nt
Organism: Hemicordylus capensis (graceful crag lizard)
Lineage: Eukaryota; Metazoa; Chordata; Lepidosauria; Squamata; Cordylidae
Gene: VTA1
Product: vesicle trafficking 1
Exons: 8
Coding region: 155-1072 (305 amino acids)
Biological process (GO): late endosome to vacuole transport via multivesicular body sorting pathway
Cellular component (GO): multivesicular body
Source: RefSeq, a predicted model, not a curated record